GAAUCAAUAGGCAGUAGCACAUGUCAUUGGAGAGAAGCCUUGGGUGGUGUCAUUCACUCUUCAGCAGACUCAUGGUGUAGUUGUAAGAUCACGUUUCAUUGACAGGCGCUAAUAGAAGGGAUUUAGAGCUAGCAGCGAGUCCAAGAGCUAUUUUCUGUUAGCACCAGCAAAUCGGGGGACAGUCACCUAGUGCGUUGUACUAAUGAAUUGUGCUGGGGUGACGAGAGAGAACGUGGGGAAAGGACUGCUCAUUUGCCAAUCCUCCAAAAUGGCUGAGAUUGCUCUGCUAACUGAUAAUUUAUCAGAGGUUAAACUAGGCGACAGUGACUUAAUGCCUAGUAAUAUUGCUAACCUGGACAGCAUAUCUAUUACUAUUGGAGCUACAGUACCUACAGGCUUUGAAUUAACAGCAGCUGCUGAAGUACAGGAGAAACUAGGAUGUGUGUGCAAAAUCAGCAAAGAUCGAGGAAAAAUUUACUUUGAAAUCAAGCAGGAUAGCCUGGGACAGGUUCACCGUCUGAGGUCCGUGGAUAAUCUGUUUGUUAUUGUCCAGGAGUUCUCAGACUUCCCGUUCAAAGAAACAAAGGAAUCUGCUUUAGAGGAUCUCAUGGAAUUGGCAGCAAAGCUUCCCUGGGAUGCAGCUCUAAAUGCCUGGGAGCUUAACAACAGUUUGAAAAAGAAAAAGAGGCGCAAGAAACCUGGAAACGGCAACCACAAAGAGCAGAAAGCCCAAGUAGUAUCUUCUGAAGUUGAGGUUGAAAAAGUGGAGGGUAGUAUACACCCUGAGAAAGAGCCCAUUACCUCGGUAAAUCAAGAAAAGGAUGAGGACCAGAAGCUACUAACUACAACCCAGAGCCUGGAAAUCCCAGAAAAGGAGGACACAGAAGCAGGCAAGAAUCAGGAUAAGCCAGUUUUACUUCCAGAUCCCAAAGAGGUCACAGGAGAAGAGACUGCUAAUGAUCAGGCGCAGACUAUCCACCUGCAUGGAUCUUCACAAGAAAGUAAGGAUAUCAACACUUUGCUUGAUGCUGCCGUGAAAGUGGAGGCUCAGGAAGGUGGCGAGACUACAGACAGUACCAGUGUCUUGAAAUUCCGUGUCACCUGCAACCGUGCAGGAGACAAACACAGCUUCACAUCAAACGAGGCAGCAAGAGAUUUUGGAGGAGCUGUACAGGACUACUUUCAAUGGAAGGCAGACAUGACCAACUUUGAUAUAGAGGUGCUCUUGAAUAUCAGUUAUAAUGAAGUAGUGGUGGGAAUCGCACUGACCGAAGAAAGUUUGCAUCGCAGGAAUAUCACACACUUUGGACCCACAACUCUUCGCUCUACCCUGGCGUACGGGAUGCUCAGGCUGUGCAACUUACAAUCAUCAGAUGUCAUUAUAGAUCCCAUGUGUGGGACAGGCUCCAUCCCUCUAGAGGGUGUGAGCGAGUGGCCAAACUGCUUCUUUAUGGCUGGGGACAAUAAUCCACAGGCUGUGAACAGAGCUGCCAGUAACAUCAACUCCUUACUAAGAAAGCAGAAAAACACAGAAAGUACCUCGCAAGGACUACCGAUUGAUGCUAUUCAAUGGGACAUCUCAAGACUCCCUCUGAGGAGCUCCUCUGUGGAUGUGAUUGUUACAGACAUGCCAUUCGGUAAGAGAAUAGGAUCAAAGAAAAAGAACUGGGAUUUGUAUCCUGCCUGUCUGAAAGAAAUGAGCCGUGUGUGCCGGGCAGGUACAGGGAGAGCCGUACUACUUACUCAUGACAGGAAAUGCUUUGUCAAGGCCCUGGCUAAAGCUGCACACAUGUGGAAGAAAAUGCACACUGUCUGGGUUAAUAUUGGAGGACUUCAUGCUGGAGUCUACCUCCUCCAACGGACUGCCCUUGAUGCAAGUGAAUGCACCAAAGACAAGCCGAAGGAGAAUCUGAGUGAAUGCCCUGUUUCACACUGCAAGGAGGAAGAGCCAGCUGCACCCUCGGAAAUGAUCUAAAACCACUAGAGAAAAUCCCCACUGCUUGAAGCUCUAGCCACAUGCUCAGGUGUUAAUAAAUGUUACUUUGGGUUUUUA
Molecule: messenger RNA, 2053 nt
Organism: Pelobates fuscus (common spadefoot toad)
Lineage: Eukaryota; Metazoa; Chordata; Amphibia; Anura; Pelobatidae
Gene: THUMPD3
Product: THUMP domain containing 3
Exons: 10
Coding region: 203-1975 (590 amino acids)
Biological process (GO): tRNA methylation
Molecular function (GO): tRNA (guanine) methyltransferase activity; RNA binding
Source: RefSeq, a predicted model, not a curated record